Messenger RNA from Stylophora pistillata, 546 nucleotides. RefSeq lists its product as uncharacterized. The record is from RefSeq and is a predicted model, not a curated record. Lineage: Eukaryota; Metazoa; Cnidaria; Anthozoa; Scleractinia; Pocilloporidae.
AUGGUUGCUCUUAAAGCAGUCCCCGUAGCCAUUGAGAUCCAGGAGAUAGAGAGUGCCUCAGCAGAGGAUGAAGAGUUACAAGCAGUACAUAAAAGCCUUGUUAGUGCAAGUUGGGAGAAGGGCCCACGGUCAUUUUUGAUGGUGCGCAACGAAUUGACGUUCAUUGGUCAAGUUAUACUACGUGGAACACGAAUGGUGAUACCCAAAGUGCUCAGAUUAAGGGUUUUGAAACUCGCGCACGAAGGUCACCAGGAUAUCGUCAAAAUGAAGGAGAGACUCAGGUCUAAAGUGUGGUGGCCAGAGGUUGAUAAGGCUGUGGAACGGAAGUGCCGGGAAUGUUACGGGUGCCAACUCGUCACAAAGGAGACAAUCACUCCGCCUGUUAAAAUAACCAGGAAGCCAGAGAGGCCAUGGCAUGAUCUAGUACUGGACUUACUUGGGCCUAUGCCAACAAGAGAAUAUAUGCUGGUCUUAGUGGAUUACUUCAGCCGAUGGGUGGAAUUUGACAUCAUUAAAUCUACCACUUCUGAGACGAUCAUCAAGUGA